AUGCGUGUUGUAGUUAAUAGAAUUCCCCUUGAUGAGAGGAGUGAUCGUAUCUUUUGGGGACUCAACCAGAAUGGCAAGUUCACCACUAAGUCAGUGUAUAAGAUGUUGGAGAAACCUCUAAGUGGGUGCCAUUAUAGAUGGAUUUGGAAAACCAAGAUCCCUCUUAAAAUCAAAAUCUUUCUAUGGCAGAUGUUGCAAGACGCAGUCCUUACUAGGCAAGUUAUGAGCAAAUGGAAAUGGACAGGGAAUCCCUGA
This is a messenger RNA of Triticum turgidum subsp. durum (durum wheat), 255 nucleotides long. Lineage: Eukaryota; Viridiplantae; Streptophyta; Magnoliopsida; Poales; Poaceae. The record is from the annotation of a GenBank genome assembly.